Perkinsus marinus ATCC 50983 is the source of this 494-nucleotide messenger RNA. RefSeq lists its product as hypothetical. The transcript has 3 exons. The record is from RefSeq and is a predicted model, not a curated record. Lineage: Eukaryota; Perkinsozoa; Perkinsida; Perkinsidae. Gene Ontology annotation, biological process: cellular response to hypoxia; negative regulation of hypoxia-induced intrinsic apoptotic signaling pathway; endoplasmic reticulum unfolded protein response. Gene Ontology annotation, cellular component: endoplasmic reticulum chaperone complex. The annotation marks the transcript as partial. Gene Ontology annotation, molecular function: ATP binding; ATP-dependent protein folding chaperone.
AUGAAGUUGACGCGGAGAGAAUUCGAGAAUAUCAACAAGGACAUGAUGGGAAGGAUCGACGAGCUGAUAGGGAAGUUAUCAUGGGAGGGCGUUGUGGGAAUUGAGCUCAUUGGAGGAGGCUCCAGGAUACCAGCAGUACAGCAGCAUAUUGAGGCACAGGUAAUGAUGCUAGCUGGUCGUAGAAUCCCUCUGGGACGGCAUUUGAAUGGUGAUGAGGCAGCCAGCAAGGGUGCAGCCAUCUGUGCCUCUAAUCAUUCACUCAUCGUGCGCGACGCUAGUCUCAAAGGGAAUCGGCGUAUAUGGCUCGAGGAUGGCCACCAUCGAAGCUAUUCUAUUGGAUGGGAUGGCUCGGAUGAGCGCACGGUGAUAGCGCCAGCUGGAGGAGAGCUGCAGUUCCAUCGUGAAGUGGAGAUGCCUCUAUCACGUGGUGGGAGUGGUAUUCUCACGGUCUUCGAGAGCGAUCCUCGGGCCACGACUGAUCGGCCCAUCCUACG